AUGGCCUUCACAACAAUCCUCACCUUUACCCUCGUCCCCGUCCUCGUCUUCGUGUUAUGGCACCUCACCUCGACAACUCUCCCACCCGUGCCCGCCCACCUGCGCAACAAGCGCAUCAUCCUGCUGAUCGCCCACCCGGACGACGAGUCGAUGUUCUUCUCCCCGACCCUCCAAGCGCUCACGCACCCCUCGCUGCAGAACCACUUGAAGAUCUUGUGCAUGAGCACCGGCGACAGCGAAGGACUAGGCGCAACUCGCCGUGUCGAGCUCGAGAAAGCAGCCGUAACACUAGGCGUGCGCCGGAAAGAAGACGUAUUCGUGCUCGACGACGAGCGGUUCAAAGAUGGCAUGACCCAAGACUGGAAGGCCGACGACAUUUCACGUGUGCUAGCCAGCGCCUUUGCGCCGCAUGUCAUCGGCCCGUCCACCGCUUCCACGGCGCCCCCGAGCAAACAAUCCCUGGACUCCUGCUCGGACAAAGAAAAAGAGAAGGAGAAAGACAAGGACAAGAAGAAACCCACCAAAUCGUCACCACCAUCCUCGAAACACACAAAAUCCUCCUCCCGCACCCUGCCCUCCACGUCUCCGCCGGCGCCCAAAGAGCCCGACGGGCCCCGAGCCACCAUCGACGUGCUCAUCACCUUCGACCCGCACGGCAUCUCGUCCCACCCGAACCACAAGGCGCUCUACCACGGCGCCGUGCUGUUCGUGCAGAAAAUCAUGCGCGGCUACAGUGGCUACGCGUGCCCCGUGUCGUUGUACGUGCUGCCCUCGGUCAACAUCCUGCGGAAAUACUCGUUCAUCCUGGACGCGGUGCCCACGCUCCUCAGCGGCAUCUACGCGUCCACGUUCGGCAAGGUGCUCGGGGGCGGGAAAGCGCGGGGCGGCAAGGACGAGAGGGUCGUCUUUGUCAACGACAUCGUGCGGUAUUGGAAGGCCCGGGAGGCCAUGGUCAGCGGGCAUCAGAGCCAGAUGGUGUGGUUCCGGUGGGGCUGGAUCGGCCUGGGACGGUAUAUGGUUGUCAAUGAUUUGAGGAGGGAGAGGGUCAUCGCGACGUGA
Messenger RNA from Cladophialophora carrionii CBS 160.54, 1059 nucleotides. RefSeq lists its product as uncharacterized. Gene Ontology annotation, biological process: GPI anchor biosynthetic process. The coding region runs from base 1 to 1059 and encodes 352 amino acids. Gene Ontology annotation, molecular function: N-acetylglucosaminylphosphatidylinositol deacetylase activity. Gene Ontology annotation, cellular component: endoplasmic reticulum. The record is from RefSeq and is a predicted model, not a curated record. NCBI's taxonomy places the organism in Eukaryota, Fungi, Ascomycota, Eurotiomycetes, Chaetothyriales, Herpotrichiellaceae. The transcript has a single exon.